Molecule: messenger RNA, 2418 nt
Organism: Monopterus albus (swamp eel)
Lineage: Eukaryota; Metazoa; Chordata; Actinopteri; Synbranchiformes; Synbranchidae
Gene: c1ql1l2
Product: complement component 1, q subcomponent-like 1-like 2
Exons: 2
Coding region: 33-821 (262 amino acids)
Molecular function (GO): protein binding
Source: RefSeq, a predicted model, not a curated record
GGAAGCCCUGGGUGGCGGCUGCCGUAGGGGUCAUGCUGGUCCUGGUGCUGGUGGUCCUCAUCCCUGUGCUCGUCAGCUCUGUGGGUACAGAUGCCAGCCACUAUGAGAUGCUGGGCACCUGCCAUAUGGUGUGCGACCCCUACCUGAACAAGGGCACUCCAGCCAGCAGCACCAGCUCCACUGGUCUCCAGGCUGAGGCAGAGGCGUUGAGCGAUCACAGCAAUGUGCUUCCACCCUCCACCUUACUGCAGGGCCCACAGGGGAAGCCUGGUAAACCAGGCAAGCCCGGACCACCUGGACCGCCCGGAGAACCUGGGCCACCGGGGCCAGCUGGGCCACCUGGUGACAGGGGGGAUCGAGGAAGGACUGGGAUUUUGGGUCUUGGGGGGACCGGAGCUAUCAGUACGGCCACCUACAGCACAGUUCCUCGGGUGGCCUUCUAUGCGGGGCUUAAGAACCCCCAUGAAGGCUAUGAGAUCCUCAAGUUUGACGAUGUGGUCACCAACCUGGGCAACAAUUAUGAUGGCAUUUCAGGCAAAUUCAUCUGCAGCAUACCAGGCACAUACUUCUUCAUCUACCAUGUGCUGAUGAGAGGAGGAGAUGGCACCAGCAUGUGGGCAGAUCUCUGUAAGAAUGGCCAGGUUCGUGCCAGUGCCAUCGCCCAAGACGCUGACCAGAACUAUGACUACGCCUCCAACAGCGUCAUCCUCCAUCUGGAUGCCGGGGACGAGGUUUACAUCAAACUGGAUGGAGGCAAAGCCCACGGAGGCAACAACAACAAGUACAGCACCUUCUCUGGCUUCAUCCUUUACGCAGAUUGAGAACAGACAGACACAAAGACAGUCAGAAAGCAAGAAAUUGACAGAAGAGUUGAACGAUGAGGGGGGGGGUAAGGGGGUGUGUUAAAAGCUGGAAUGCUUCCUAGUUUUCCUAAUUUUCUCCAUCAUCCCGGACACCUCUGCUUCAUAUCCAUCAUUCAAAACAUCCAGGCUCGGCUACAGAGCCUGGAUGCGAAAGCUCCUGAGGACACACUGAGAGGGGCUGACGGGCGACGUGGGAGGAGUGGGAUGUGGGGAGGAGGUGGGCUGGUUUUUCUGCACUCCUCGCCACAAUGCCAACAUGUCAGAAAGCUCCUCACUUUCAGUGUCUCUCCUUUUCAGCCCUGCUCCAUUGCACAGAAAUAACAACAAAAAUGAAAACCCUGCAAAAGCGGAUGAUCUCACCUCUUCUCUCCACAGUGGCAACAGUCAGCUGUGUUGUCAGUGGACUGAAACUCGUAGUGUUGUUACGUGCAAUGUUCCUUAGAUUGUGUUUUUGUUUUGUAGACAUGCAUAAUAUUCUACACAAUGAGAUUUAAAAAAAAAGGAUAUAUUUAUCCCCUGUGAAGAUAUCCUGUUUGACUGAUAGGACGCAUUUUUGAUGGAGCUCAGAGAGCUAACGGCUAGAAAAGAAAAACCUGAAAAUCACGACUGUCAGUAUUUCAUGGCACUGGGUGUUUUUGUUCAUUGCUGGGUACAGCAAAGUGGCUAUAUAUUGUUCAUGUGGAGAAUAACAAUACAUUCUGCACUGUACCUUCCAAUGUAUCUAGAAAAAGGAAACAUCAUCUAGACAAUACCCUUUCCACACACAGCACCUAACGCUCUUCACAAACACAUAAAGUCCUGCCGCUCUUUGGAUUGUAGGUAGAGUCCAAAUCGUUUCUAAGAUGUUCUAGGUUUAUGCAGCUGUUCUACAUAGCACAAUCAGUCAUGUGGUGAAGUAAAAUCAUUUGAUUGUGUGCUAACUCAGUUGACGGGUGCCUGUUAUUUCGUCUUCUCUGCUGUGCCCACCUCCAAGGAUUUGUGCGAGGUGAAAGGAAACUCCACCUGCAAGAGAAGCUCACAAAGGAAUCAGAAGUGAGUGAGAUGGUGGGGAGGUAGAGGGGGUGCUCCGGCACAGUAAAAGUGAGUGGGAAAGUUUUUAGUGUUAGUGUCUCUGAGCUUCACUGGAUGUCAUCCAUUCAUUAGCUACAUACUCAAUGACACACAGGCAUUAUGUUAAUAUUUAAUCAACAUGGCAGCCUGACAACUUGCUUGAGAAUGAGAUUGACUGGGUGAGUGACUCUACUGUGACUGCACGUCUGUAUGUAUGUGUGUGCGUGCAUUUGCACGUGUGAGUACGUUAAUGUGCAUACCAAUGAGCGUCUGCAUUAGCAUGUGCCGUGCCAUAGCUACGUUAUUCUUUUACAGAGAUUCUGUGCUACAGCCAAUGCCAGAUAUUCUACUCAGCAGCCAAUGAGAUUGUGCUCUGUAGGGUGGGGGGCCUCUAUAGAUAUGAUGAGAAGAACAAAUAGCCUGUAAAUGAAUUCUAUGACAUGUUUGUCUAUCUUAUCUUUUGGAAUUGUUGAAUACCUUUAAAUAAUAAAUGGGAUUUUUUUGA